UUCCAUUUGCUUCCUCCGUCUUCUCCAUCCCCCCUCCCCUGCUGCCGACCAUCCCUGAGCACUCCCAGGCCAUUAGCCAGCUAGCUACCCCCUCCAUGCGAGGGCGGCAAUGGCGCCCGCCUCCGCCUCCUUCGCCGUCUCCCUCUCCGCCCCCGUCCGCUUAAUUCCGCCCAGAUGCUUCCGCGGUAGGCCGAGGUGGUCCCGCCCAAUCAGGGCUUCGAGCGACACGAAGGGCGCCCCGAACGGGGAGCGGAGGAUCGGGGCUCUGGAGAGGAGGGUGGGGGAUUUGAGGGCGCUUGUCGCCUCGGUGCCUCCUGCUGUUGUCUCGAUCAGGAAAAACAUUGGACUAAAUUCCAUUGCCGGUUUCGGUUUCGGCAUUGCAUUUUUGGCUGCUCUCGCAAGACAGGUCAUCAUAAGAACUCAACAGCAAGAUAGUAGUGGUUCUGUUUCUGAUCUAGUAAGGCGCGGGCAUCUAAAAUCUGGGCAACGUGGGAUUGCAAAGCCACGUGUGUACAAUGAUCCUUUCAAUAAUUCAUUAGUCAAGAUCGAUGAAGAUACUUCUACUGCUCAGAUGUUUGGCAAGGAGUACCGCAUGGCUCCUGUCCGGCUUACAAAUGAACAACAGGCAAUGCAUCAGAAAAGGAGAUCACAUGCAUAUCAGUGGAAAAGGCCCACUGUGUUUCUUAAAGAAGGUGAUCCCCUGCCACCAGAUGUCGAUCCAGAGACAGUUAGAUGGAUUCCAGUAAACCACCCAUUUGCUGCUGGUUCGGUUGAAGUAGAUGAGGAGACUGCCAAAAGGAAUGUUUACCAAAAGGAUGGCGUCCCGUCCCGUGUAAAAGCCGAACAUGAAGCUUUGCGGGCAAGGCUAGAGGCUUCAAAUGAUGUAACACCAUUCUCUAACGGUCCAAGGGGUAUGCAACAUAGUGCAAGAUCAUCGAAGUUAUCAGACGAGCCAUCUGGGAAUCUGCAACAGUCUAAACCUGACAUGGUGAAUGACCAAAAUGGCCAACCAAUGUUAGAGCCUGAGCCUGAGCCCAAGAGCUCUGACAACGGUUCACUAUCAAAAAGCUUGGAAGGACAGUAACGGUGUGAAUUGUAUAAACCCUUCGGCACUUCGUUUUGUUAUGUAGUGUUGUCAGGUUUUAGCUGUAGAUAGAGGAGUUUUGGAACAACAGAUUUACGUACUGAACACAUGAUAUGGAGCAGUGUUAUUGUUAUGUGCUGUUGUAUAUCUGAUAUUUUUUUUGCCCGAA
Molecule: messenger RNA, 1253 nt
Organism: Triticum dicoccoides
Lineage: Eukaryota; Viridiplantae; Streptophyta; Magnoliopsida; Poales; Poaceae
Product: protein MULTIPLE CHLOROPLAST DIVISION SITE 1-like
Exons: 4
Coding region: 110-1084 (324 amino acids)
Biological process (GO): chloroplast fission
Cellular component (GO): chloroplast; chloroplast inner membrane
Source: RefSeq, a predicted model, not a curated record